AUGGCCAAUCUGGCAUUCACAUUCAGGCAGCAGGGGAAGUAUGACCAGGCAGAAGAGCUGGAAGCACAGGUGCUAGAGGGAAGCGAAAGGAUAUUGGGCACUGAGCACCCUGACACAUUGAGUGCCAUGGCCAAUCUGGCAUCCACAUUCAGCCAGCAGGGGAAGUAUGACCAGGCAGAAGAGCUGGAUGCACAGGUGCUAGAGGGAAGCAAAAGGAUAUUGGGCACUGAGCACCCUGACACAUUGUUUGCCAUGGCCAACCUGGCAGCCACAUUCUGGCAGCAGGGGAAAUAUGACCAGGCAGAAGAGCUGGAAGCACAGGUGCUAGAGGGAAGGAAAAGGAUAUUGGGCACUGAGCACCCUGACAUAUUGUUUGCCAUGGCCAACCUAGCAGUUACAUUCAGGGAGCAGGGAAAAUAUGACCAAGCAGAAGAACUUGGCAAACCAGCUUUGGAAAUGAGAAAAAAGUAUUGGGCUCUGAGCAUCCAGAUACACUGGGUUCCAUGA
Messenger RNA from Coniophora puteana RWD-64-598 SS2, 507 nucleotides. Its product is annotated as TPR-like protein. The transcript has a single exon. The coding region runs from base 1 to 507 and encodes 168 amino acids. NCBI's taxonomy places the organism in Eukaryota, Fungi, Basidiomycota, Agaricomycetes, Boletales, Coniophoraceae. The record is from RefSeq and is a predicted model, not a curated record. Gene Ontology annotation, molecular function: protein binding.